AUGAUAUUCUUCAUUGAUUCUAUAAGCGGGUAUUUUUCGACGCAGUAUCACAAUGACUAUAACAUUAAUAUAAAAGUUGGGGAAAAUACUGAAACUCAAGAAUUUCGUGCACAUACUUUAAUCUUAAAAGCACGUUCACCUUAUUUCAAAAGGGCAAUCUCCGAUUCAUGGGCUACCAUUAAAGAUGGAAUGAUCUUAUUUAAUAAGCCGAAUAUUUCUCCAACAGUCUUUACAUUGAUUCUUAAGUAUAUUUAUUCAGGAAUUCUUGAUUUAAAAGAAGUCUCUAAGCUUGAUGUUCUCGACCUUUUAGUUGCAUCAGACGAAUUACUUUUAGGAGAAUUAAUUAUUUAUAUUCAAGAUUAUUUUAUCAAUCAAGGGCAUUCCUGGCUUAAAACCACCAUAUGUAACGAUCCUGAACCUUUCUUUACGUCUGAGAGUUUUCCAUCUCUUAAUAAGGAUAUUUUUUUGGAAUUAAUUAAACGCAAUGACCUUGAAAUUGACGAAGUAGAUAUCUGGGAACAUCUUAUUACAUGGGGACUUCACCAGACACAAGAAAUAGAAAAAAUGAAACUUUCAGAUGUAAUGAAAUUUUCUGAAAAGAAUUUUACAGAUUUAAAAAAAACGUUAGAUCCUUUUAUUCCAUAUAUUAGAUUCCAUGAAAUUUCUUCGAAAGAUUUCUUCAAUAAGGUUCGCCCUUUUCAAAAAAUUUUAUUGGAACCACUUUUUGAAGAUGUUAUAUCUUUCUUAAUGGUCGGGACAGAACCGGAACAAAAGAAACUGCCAGCACGUUCUGGAUUUUUUAUAGCCGAAUCCAAAAUUAUUACAAGAAAGCAUGCUAACGUUAUUUUGAAUUGGAUUGAAAGAAAUAAUGCACAGGGAGCUACGCCUAAAACAAAUGGACAUAAAUUUACCUUACUUUAUCGCGGAACUCGUGACGGAUUUAGCGCUACUUCAUUUCGUCAAAAAGUCAAUAACCAAGGACCAGUGAUUGCAGUCGUUAAAAUAAAGGGUUCACAAGCUAUAAUUGGCGGAUUCAACGCAACUGGAUGGAACCUUAAUGGUUCAUACAGUUCUUUGAAUAACAGUAACCGUCAUUUUAUAUUUUCGUUUAAAAGUAUUAAUGAUAAAACCGGAACAAUUGGUCGACCUGGUGAUAAUAAUGCUAUAAGUAAUGACAGCAAUUAUAUAUUAAACUUUGGAAGUGGCGAUCUACUGCUUAGUAAUAGUAAAGCUGGAAUGUGUAACCAAAUUUCUUAUGAUAAACUAAUUUUAGACACUCACUGCUUUAUCGCUGAAGAGUUGGAGGCUUUCAAAAUAACGAAUUUUAAAAAACUUUAUUUUUUCUAG
Molecule: messenger RNA, 1347 nt
Organism: Acaulospora morrowiae
Lineage: Eukaryota; Fungi; Glomeromycota; Glomeromycetes; Diversisporales; Acaulosporaceae
Source: the annotation of a GenBank genome assembly